This is a messenger RNA of Botrytis porri, 2805 nucleotides long. RefSeq lists its product as uncharacterized. Gene Ontology annotation, cellular component: site of double-strand break. Gene Ontology annotation, biological process: double-strand break repair via homologous recombination; DNA double-strand break processing involved in repair via single-strand annealing. Gene Ontology annotation, molecular function: damaged DNA binding; single-stranded DNA binding; Y-form DNA binding. NCBI's taxonomy places the organism in Eukaryota, Fungi, Ascomycota, Leotiomycetes, Helotiales, Sclerotiniaceae. The transcript is spliced from 2 exons. Bases 1 to 2805 code for a protein of 934 amino acids. The record is from RefSeq and is a predicted model, not a curated record.
AUGGAGCAUUGGAGGAAUGGCAGACGCGAAUUGUUUGAGCAGUUGUCCAAUAUCUGCAAUAAUAUUGAGCAGAACCUUGACAAUGAACUCGUGAACGGAGACAAUACAAUUAUUCGAAAGGAUGAAUUGGAAAAGUUGCGUUUGAAGGCAAACUCCUUUGAAUCUGAUAAUGAAGAACAUGCUGCCCAGAUCAGAUCGAACGAGGAUUCGCUACAUGAGAAGGGAGUGAGGAUUAAGAUUCUGGAGGAAGAUGUGUCAAGGCUCAAGGAGGAGCUUCGAUCGAAUCGAAAUGCGGUUACCAGGGCAGAUAAACUUGAAGAAGAGAACAGGCAUCUUCUGGAGGAACUGAAGAAAUACCAGAAUGUGACUUCGAGGGUGGAAGAUCUUGAGGAGCAGAAUAAAAGAUUGUCGAUGGAAUUAGGCAAUGCGGCCAUACGAGCAAGAGAUGCCGAGCUUGCUAGUACCGAUAAUGAGAGAUCAAGUUCAUUUGACAACGGACAAGUACCUUCGAUGAGCCGCCAAUCGAAUCAUAAGGAACUCGACAAUGAGCGCAAGCGCAUCAAGCAACAAUGGUUGAUGCAGAAAGAAAGAGCAGAUAAAUAUGCCGAAAUUCUGCGAGAGAAGAAUGCGCAAUUACGUCGAUGGGAAGCGUGGAAUAACGAGCAGCAUAUGUCACAUACGGACAAAGCUGAUGAAACUGAAGUACAGACGCAAAGAACCCGGAAGUCGAGGUCAAAAUCGCAAGAUUUGGAAGGAAGAAAGUCUACGAUACCUAAUAACCAAAGCCAUGUUGAUGUCGCUCCUCAGGCGACCGGAGUCCCUGUAACGAGUCCAAAACAAGAUCUUUCAUCGAAUGACAUUAAUCAACAGUCUGAUGUGGAUGAUCCUGGGCAUGAACAUGGUCGAAAGGAGGAAGUAGAUCCUGAAUCCCCGCAACUUCCAAAGCAUGUGCGAAGAUCCCAGCGUGUAACCAACGUCGAGGAAACUCAGUUUUUGCCCAUUGAACCAUGCCAUUCGAGUUCUACUCAGGAUCCAGAAUCUUCACCAUCUGGUAGUAGGGCAAUUGCUACUGUCGGCGAGACAAACAUAGAGACGCCCAAGAUACCAUCAUCCGACGAUGCCCCAGAGUUUAUAUCUGCUCGCCCUGUGAGGAAAAGGAAAAGGAACGAGCGCGAACCACAACGCAAGCCUUUAGCUAAGGUUAAGCUAGAGGAGCUCGAUUCAAGUAGUCCCAUCACAACUAGAAUACUUCAUGCCAGCGAAAGUCUUGAUUUAGAUGACGUUGGUGAUAAGGUUGUCACACCAAGGAAGCGCCGUCGAGCAUUCAGACCAUACAUAGAAGACGUCGAGAACGGAGUUGAGGAUGCGGUGGGUGAUGAAAUGUUACUAGAUGGCAACAUGAACAAGCAAAAUCAAGUUCCUACUCCUGGCAUCAUCGGGCAGCCAGGAAGGACAAUGAUUACACCAGCGACUAAGAGAGGCAAAAACUUAGUCGGAAAAGCUUUACGGCCACUCAGUACCAAUCGUAUCCUUCCAAAUACAACGGAUCCUAACCUGCCGACUAAACGGCAACGGAAGUCAAGUGCUAGCGUUCGAGGAGUGGAGGAUAUACUCGAAGAUGGAGAGUCAAGCAGUCCCGCAAAGACCCCUGUGGCUGUUGAAAAAGGACGCAUCCACUCUGCAGACCUUCUCAAUAAUCUUCUUUCAAGCUCUCCGCCCACGAAAAUCACCGCCUAUCCAACACCGCAAUCCGUAGCUCCAGAAGUACGAUCGGUAAUGCACCCACCGUCCAAGUUAUCGACAGAGAUAACGACAAACCGCCUUGAAAAACACAAGACCUUAGUUGCUACUCCACACUUCCAAAAAGAUCGUGAAGAUCUUGACGCACAGGAUGAUACUCCAGUGCCAGGAAGAAGGGCGAUUAUAAGCGACGAAGGAAAUGGACUUGCCAAAAAAGCUUCUAGCCGCCCUCGGAGUGUUAUCAAGAGAGAGAUUUCCGGACCAGAACGAAGAGCAUCUGUAAGCGAUGAAGGGGCUGAAACCGUCAAAAUUUUUACUGGCCGCCCUCGAUCAGGUAUCAUGAGGGAGAUUUCUAGGCCUUCAUUAAGAGGUUCAAGGCGAGGCUCAACGGAAACACCUCGUGAAGCAAGUAGAUCGCCUACCAAACUCACUCCGAAAGUAAAGUCAGGGAGUUUCAAGGUACCGACAACAAGUAAGGGAAAAUCGAGAAGAGGAAUUGGGCGGGAUCUUGACUCGGAUGAUCCCGAACGAGAGCCUUACCGAUUACGAUCUGUGACUACGUUAAAACUUGAUCACUUCAAAAUCAAUCCAAACUUCAAUCAAGGUUACGACUAUGCAUACACAGAAGUAGUUCGUGGUAAGGAUCGUCAAUGUCUUCCGGGUUGUGUUAGAGAAGAAUGUUGCGGGAAGCAAUUUGGCGCUUUAGUGCAAGCCCUGUAUCCCGCGAGGGAAAAUCCUACAACUUCACAAAAGGCAGAGGAAGAUACACUUCUUGAAGAGUACUUAGGUGACAACAAACACAAGAUUUGGACUAUGGGAAAAGAAGAGAGAAAGGACAGUCUAGCACAGGCUAGAAAAUGGAAAGCAUCCAACACAAUGGGGAAGCAUAAAUCUGUUGUCCCAAGGAGAAGUACACCGCCUGGAUUCUGGGAGGCUGAUUUUCCUACUACACAAGAAGAUGAGGCAUUCAAGAAGAAGCAAAAGGAAAUAGAGCGACAAAAGGUAGCCGAAAGAUAUGCGGAAGCAAUGAGGCCGGGAGGUGCGUGGUUGUUUAAAGACGAGUAA